Molecule: messenger RNA, 1245 nt
Organism: Lingula anatina
Lineage: Eukaryota; Metazoa; Brachiopoda; Lingulata; Lingulida; Lingulidae
Source: RefSeq, a predicted model, not a curated record
AUGACAUCCGUCAGUAGCGCAACAGGUUAUGGGCCCCGAGGACGCCUUUUAUUCAAUGGAGACGAAAAGAAGUACGAACUAUGGGAAACCAAAUUUUUAGGAUAUCUGCAUCUUCAAGGAUUAAAGCAGACGAUUCUGCCGGGAGCGGAGACGCCAGAGGAUUUUCACUCCAAAAACGAGACAGCGUAUGCAGAGCUCAUACAGUGUCUGGACGACAGAAGUCUCAGCUUAGUCAUGCGUGACGCUGAGAACGACGGAAGGAAGGCUCUUAUGUUGUUAAGAGACUAUCACUUAGGUAAAGGAAAGCCUAGAGUGAUAGCGAUGUAUUCCGAGUUGUCGUCGUUGCAAAAGGAGACUGAGGAGUCGAUAACCGACUACAUUAUUCGUGCUGAAAACGCUGCGGCUGCACUGGAUAAUGCCGGAGAAACUGUAAAUGAUGCCUUACUAAUUGCAAUGAUUUUGAAAGGACUUCCAGUUGAAUAUAAAGCAUUUUCUGUAGUGUUAGCACAGGGAGAGAAAGAACUAGACUUUACCCAAUUUAAAGUAGCUCUGAAAAACUACGAUGACACAGAAAAAUCACAAACUGAUACAAGCAGUAAAGAGAAAGAGACUGUAAUGAAAGUAUCAAGUUCGUCGCGUCAUGUGAAACGAAAGGACAGAAAAGGGCAUGUUAGUUUUCUUGUGGACUGUGGAGCCACGUCACACAUAGUGACAGACAAAUCAAAAUUCAUAGAAUUUGACAAAAACUUUGACCCAGACAAACACUUUAUUGAAUUGGCUGAUGGAACUAGGACCAAUGGCAUAGCCCAAGGAAGAGGGAAAGUUAAUGUGUCACUGACCACUGCUGAUGGGAAUGUAGCAAACGUGACUUUAGACAAUGCAUUAUAUGUCCCAAGUUACAAACAGAACAUUUUUUCAGUGCAAGCAGCUACUGAGAAAGGAUGCCAGAUCACCUUCAAUUCAGAUCAUGCGGAAAUGAUCGCGACAAAUGGAACUAUCUUUGACAUUGAGAAACAUGGUCGACUAUAUUACUUGUAUAGUAUCAAUGUUAAUUCAGAAGUCAAGCAUAGCUUAGAAGAGUGGCAUAAGGUUUUGGGCCACUGUAAUGUUAGAGAUAUUGAGAAGCUUGAAUCAGUAGUUAAGGACAUGAAAAUUACUGAUAGGAAGUUUAGUGAUUGUGAAGUGUGUACGAUGGGUAAGAUGACACAGCACUUUAGCAGAGUGGCUGAUAGUCGUGCUAAGUGA